Molecule: messenger RNA, 264 nt
Organism: Rotaria sordida
Lineage: Eukaryota; Metazoa; Rotifera; Eurotatoria; Philodinida; Philodinidae
Source: the annotation of a GenBank genome assembly
AUGAUCACAUCAGAACUGUGUCCACAACGUAUUCCUAAUAUUCCAGCUGAUGCCCGAUGGACACAGAAUGCAAUAACUGUGGCUGGAGGUCACAGAGAAGGCAAUGCCAGCAAUCAACUCUAUUGGCCUCAAGACUUAUCUGUCGAUGAUGAUCAAACGAUGGUCAUUGCUGAUAUGCAGAAUAAUCGUAUCAUCCAAUGGAAAAAUCGAAAUAAUAAUCGUGUGCAACGAUUUUCUAUUCAAUAUGCUUAUGAAGAUGAUUAA